Messenger RNA from Camelina sativa (false flax), 1693 nucleotides. RefSeq names its product beta-glucuronosyltransferase GlcAT14A. The record is from RefSeq and is a predicted model, not a curated record. Lineage: Eukaryota; Viridiplantae; Streptophyta; Magnoliopsida; Brassicales; Brassicaceae. Gene Ontology annotation, cellular component: membrane. Gene Ontology annotation, molecular function: glucuronosyltransferase activity.
AUCUCUCUUCUUCCUCUCUUUACUUAUCGUGUGAGACGUUUUUUUUUAUUGUGUGGUUUUCGUGAAGAGUUGCUUAAUUUGUGGUCUGGUUCAUUAAUCAACUUAGAAAUUGUGAUUAGAGAUGUUUUAGAGGACAGAAAACAUUCUCUGUUUCUGUUAUGUACUUGAAAUCUUGAUUUGUUUGAAAGUAAUUAGUGUGUGUGAUGAUGCUAGAGGCCUACUUCGAGCUUGAGCUGAUGUAUUUAUAAUCAGGCUUAAAUUGAUGAUGUAUUUGCAGAAGAAAAUUUGCUAACUAAAGAGGUUUUGGUUCUUUUGCUUUGGUGUCAUCGUCAUGAUUUUGUCUCAUGAUCACAAACUCUGUUCAAUGGGGUAUGUAAUCAUGGAGAAGAGAUUCGUAUGCUCAUUUGUGAUCACAUCUCUCGUCUGCGUUGUUCUCCUUGCAACUUCCUUCAACAUUGGUUUAAUGUCUUCCCUUCGACCACCAAUCAACGGAACUUUAUCUCAUUCAGCUGAAAAUGAUUCAGAAGCCAAGGACAAGCUCCCACGUUUCGCUUACCUUGUUUCAGGAUCUAAAGGAGAUCUUGAAAGUCUUUGGAGAACUCUUAGAGCAGUGUACCAUCCAAGAAACCAGUACAUUGUUCACUUGGAUCUUGAAUCACCGGUUAACGAGAGAUCAGAGUUGGCUUCUCGCAUUAAAAAAGAUCCUAUGUUUUCAAACAUAGGGAAUGUGUAUAUGAUAGCUAAAGCUAAUCUUGUGACUUAUACCGGACCAACAAUGGUAGCGAAUACACUUCACGCAUGCGCUAUUCUUCUUAAAAGAAGUCCGGAUUGGGAUUGGUUUAUCAAUCUUAGUGCUUCGGAUUACCCCCUCGUGACUCAAGAUGAUCUGCUUUACACGUUUUCGACUUUGGACCGGAGCCUCAACUUUAUCGAACACACAAGUAACUUAGGGUGGAAAUACAAGAAGCGGGCAAUGCCAUUAAUGAUUGAUCCUGGACUCUAUAUGUUGAACAAAUCAGACGUUUUUUGGGUCUCUUCUAAGCGAAGUUUACCAGCUGCUUUCAAGUUAUUUACUGGAUCAGCUUGGAUGGCUCUAUCACACUCAUUCGUGGAGCAUGUCAUAUGGGGUUGGGACAAUUUACCAAGAACUUUACUCAUGUACUACACCAAUUUCGUUUCUUCUCCUGAAGGUUACUUCCAUACAGUCAUAUGUAACACGCCAGAAUUCUCCAAAACCGUAGUGAACCAUGAUCUUCACUACAUAGCUUGGGACAAGCCACCGAGACAGCAUCCUCGCGUGUUGUCCGUAAGAGACAUGGAACAGAUGAUUGCGAGCGGAUCUGCAUUUGGUAGGAAGUUCAAAAGAAAUGACACGGUUUUGGAUAAGAUCGAUAAGGAACUCCUUACGCGGAUGAACGAAGACGGUUUUACUCCCGGUGGUUGGUGUGGUGGGAAACCAGAAUGCUCGGUUGUUGAAGACAUGGCUAGGAUCAGACCUAGCUCAGGGGCUGAGAGGCUCAAGGGGCUUGUAGAUAGGUUAGUUACAGAGGCUAAAUCAGGAAAGAAUCAGUGUGUAUAGAGAGAAUCAAUUUCUUGUGGAGGAGUAUAUUGCAGUUCCAGGCUAUACAUAUAGAUCACAGAUUGAUUGUAUAAUUCUUUAGAAGUGAUUAACUAUUACUUGUAUGUUAAGUUA